UUUCAGUUGUUUUUGCUUUGCCGUUAAGAAUUCCCUCUCUUUCUCUCUCUCCUCAAAUUUCUCUUUCUGUUGGAGAAACGAAUCUUCCAAAACCCUUAUUAAACGAUUUUCAUUUCAACUGUUUUUUUCCCCAAGAACUGCUGCCUUAUAAUUGGAAUAAUUUUUCAGGUAAUACUUCAUAAAUUGUUUCCAAUGAGGGAAGCGGGAAACGAGGGACGGGGAGAGCCGAGGGCACCGUUGGUUGCGCCAAAUGAUGAUUUGAAGAAUAGUGGCCUCAUUCCCCAGCUAUUUACCUCUGUACCAUCGCUCAAUGAGGCUGCCUCCUAUAUUGCACAAACAACUUCUUUAUUUACUGGUUGUUUCUCUGAUUUUUCUGUAGAACCAUCCCCUAGAGGUUCUGGGAACUCCAUUCUACAUGCACAUGAAUUAAUAACGCUUUCUUCUGGACAAACUGGGGGAUCUGUGGCUACUACCAAUGAUCAGCCCUCUUCAAGUGGAACUGCUGCUCCUGUACAUGGUGAAAUAACAAGAACCUCUUCUGGAGAGUCAUCUCCCAAUACUAGUGCACUUGUAAGAUCAAAUGGUACUGGACAAAAUGGAAUUUCCCUUUUUAAAAGCCUUAUUGACCGGGCACGACGGACUGUCCAUGGGUCUGCAGAUGAUAUAGGGUGGCUACAACGUGCUUCAGGAAUGCCACCAGUUGAAGAUGGGACCGAAAAUUUCAUAGAAAUUCUUGACAAUAUCCGGCAUGGUCUGCACAAGUUGCCAAACUCGAUGGUGUACCUGCUGGUUCCAGGUCUUUUCAGCAACCAUGGACCACUUUAUUUUGUUAAUACGAAAACGAGUUUCUCAAAGAUGGGUCUGGCCUGUCAUAUUGCCAAGAUUCACAGCGAGGCCUCAGUUGAGAAAAACGCCAGAGAGAUAAAAGAGUACAUUGAGGAAAUCUAUUGGGGUUCCAGGAAACGUGUUUUGCUUCUUGGACAUAGCAAAGGGGGAGUAGAUGCAGCAGCUGCUUUAUCAUUGUAUUGGUCUGAUUUGAAAGAUAAGGUUGCUGGAUUAGCAUUAGCACAGAGUCCGUAUGGUGGCAGCCCCAUUGCUUCUGAUAUCCUGCGAGAAGGACAGCUUGGUGAUUAUGUCAAUGUGCGGAAACUUAUGGAGAUUCUGAUCUGUAAAGUGAUUAAGGGUGACAUGCAAGCUUUGGAAGAUUUGACUUAUGAAAAGAGGAGAGAAUUUUUGAUGAAGCACCAAUUGCCGAGAGAACUCCCCGUGGUUUCGUUCCACACAGAAGCUGGCAUUUCGCCUGCUGUUUUGAGCACAUUAUCUCAUGUUGCACAUGCUGAGCUACCAUCUGUAGCUGAACCUACAAAACUCCCUGUGGUAAUUCCCCUCGGAGCUGCAAUGGCUGCAUGUGCCCAGCUGCUGCAAAUCAGGUAUGGCGAGAAGAGCGAUGGGCUCGUCACGUGUCGUGAUGCAGAAGUCCCUGGAUCCAUUGUUGUGCGGCCGAAACGAAAAUUAGACCAUGCUUGGAUGGUGUAUUCAUCAUUGAACGAUGACCCAUCAGAAGCAGAUGCCUCCCAAGUGUGUGAGGCUCUUCUGACGUUACUAGUGGAAGUUGGGCAGAAGAGGAGGCAUGAAUUUUCGAUGAAAGAUGAAUGAGGCCAGUUGUAUUGGUUUUCAUCUCAUUGUCAUGAGGUGGUUGUUCUGUCAGCCUCCUGUUUCUUUUCUUAACCACUUUGCUCUCUCUUCUCCAUCCAAGCUGAAACUAGUUUAGAGCCUGUUAUUUGUUUGUACAUAUAUCAGAUACCUUGAUAAAUAACUGGGGGGGUCCACACGAAUUAAAAUUGUAGAAAGCAAAACGUGCUGCUAUCGAACUGGAAGGGUGUGGAUAAUGUUGUGUCGAUUAUGAUCCUU
Molecule: messenger RNA, 1911 nt
Organism: Juglans regia (Persian walnut)
Lineage: Eukaryota; Viridiplantae; Streptophyta; Magnoliopsida; Fagales; Juglandaceae
Exons: 9
Coding region: 193-1656 (487 amino acids)
Source: RefSeq, a predicted model, not a curated record